Messenger RNA from Ostrinia nubilalis (European corn borer), 2502 nucleotides. RefSeq lists its product as uncharacterized. The transcript is spliced from 3 exons. NCBI's taxonomy places the organism in Eukaryota, Metazoa, Arthropoda, Insecta, Lepidoptera, Crambidae. The record is from RefSeq and is a predicted model, not a curated record. Bases 73 to 1287 code for a protein of 404 amino acids.
UCAUUCGCUUUGUAUUUUUCAUCGUGAGUGUUGUUUGAGUGUUUCCCUUUCGACGACUUUAUAUUUUUGACCAUGGACCUUGAUGCUUCCCUUCCUGACGACCCUGGCAUACUCUCGGACCCCGAAUCUCGCUCAACCGAUGACCAUGGCUCACUUUCGGAUAACGAACCUUGCUCAAACGCUGACCACGGCUUACGUAUGGACUCCGACCCAAGCCCCAGUGUUGACCCCAGCCCGAUUUUGGAUAAUGAACCAGCAAUUCCUCAAUCUCAUGAGGAGCCUAUGAGAUGUAUUAAUUGUGGAGCUGACGUGACGCAGAGGAGGCGACAUAACCUAGAGCUUAUUCAAGUUCAGACGGUUAUACGUCAGUGGAUAGCUCCUCAACUGAUUGAUGACAGCAGUGUAUGUUGUCACUCAUGUUGGACCGUGGCUCUGCGCCAAUCAAGGACAAAUAUGUCAAAUGAAGAACCAACAACUAGCACCGGUCACAGACGUAAUGUCUGUGUUAACUGUGGAUGCUCGUUGUUACGAAAACGGUCUCAUAGGCUGCAUACUGACACAGAAAGAGAAUCACGUAUUCGAAAUGUGAUAAUGGAACAGAUUUCACCUCGUCAACUGCGGGGAUCUGACCAGAUAUGUCAUCCCUGCUGGCAGAGAGCUGAUCGAGCUGCUAGACAUGCUGCGGAGCCCCAACAAGCACAUGAUGGGACGAGAAUUCAUUUGCCCUUAUAUUCAAGAGCAUCGGACACUCAAAGUCAUUGUUUUUUCCCCAAGUGUAAUUCAACACAAAGAUUGGCUGUUCCCAUUUGGCUGAGGGUAAAGUUGUUUAGUGAGUAUAAGUUUUAUGUACCUCAAAACUGCAGGAUUUGUGUUUUCCAUUUACACAACAAUAAUUGGGAAGUAUUAUCUGACAUUCCUCAACCGAUACAUAGUUUUAAUGCUGACCAUAUACAAGAUUUUGCAUCUUUUGUUAAUGAGAGGCCGCUGAUGUUGGAUUUUUCAGAGGUAGAGAGAAUGUCAGAUGAGCUUUUACAUUAUUGGGUUGGACUAACAAAAGCCAAAUUCGAACAGCUCUAUUCGGAACUACCAAGACUUGGAGCUAUGCGUAAUGGUAAAUUGGCACUUGGUGCAUAUUUACUCAAGUUGAGGACAGGAGAUAGUGAUAAAAGAAUUUCGACACUUUUGAACAUAUCCAGAUCUAAGCUUAUGAGAUUGAUGGGAAAAGCUAGGAAUAUUUUAAAUGAGGAUUUUGUGUCCAGAUACUUAGGGACAGAUAAUAUUAGAUGAGGAUGCAGGUAUAAUACUGGACAUAAUAAAUCAAAAAAUGUACACUGACAAUGUAUUAGCUGAUUUUGUUAUACAAAAUAAUUGAAAUAGACGGCGGGCUAGGGUUUCUGCUCGAGCUUUCUCGAACUCGAGAAAACUCGAGAAAUUUGGCUUCAUUCGAGACGAGAAAAAAAUCACUGGAGCUCGAGAAUUCUCGAGUUUCGAUUUAGAAGCUUUAAUAUUCUGUUAAGCCUAUUUUCUUAGACAAAAGCUAGUUUUUAAUUAAAUAAAUAAUAAAUAAUAAAUAUCCUUGGCCAGUCUAAAAGCCUGGCCUAGUCUUUCCUUUUUGAACUGAUUUGAUUUGCAAGUAAUGAUCUCAAUCGAAACUAAGUAAUAAUGUUCACCAACGAGUAUGCUAUAUUUAUUACCUAUGUAUUUUUAUCUCUGACUGAUUUAAAGACUGAAAAAUUUGUUAACUGUCUAUUACGUUAGGUACUAGUGCCUCCUUGUAAAGUUAAUUCAAGUCGUUAUCUUUAAGAACUUUAAACAUUUAUUAAAAAGUUUUUUUGGUUUAUAAAAAAAACUAUUUAUCGUAAUUUGUUAUUUGGACUUGUGUUUUUGGAAAACAAGUGAUUUAAUUGUUGCUCCAGAUUUUUAUUGCUAUUUAUCCUUAAAAUACACGCGACUUUAUGACUUUUGUUAUGAUUAUUAGUUAAUAUUAAUUAUGAAAGAAGAUUUAAUUUUUUGUUACUUUCCUUGCCAAAAUAAGUGGUACUAAAUUCUAAUAUUGAUUGUUGUGCAAUAAAAGUAGGUACUUAUAUUAGAUUAAAAAACCUGUGUUUUUAUUAAAUUUCAACCGAUUUCAACAGUUUUCAUUAAAAGACUCGAGACCCGAGAAAACUCGAGACUUUGGCCUCGAGAAUUCCCGAAACUCGAGAAAAAAAAUAGGUCGAGAAAUCAGAAACCCUACGGCGCGGGCACUUUCGCAGUAUAAAUGUGAACAUCGAAAAUGUGUCAUUCCCUAGAAUGGAGUUUAGUGAAUUAAUUUUAAUAGCAUGUGGUACGUACCAGCUAAAACAGGCUCGAUCAUAUUAUGGGGAACAUAUCAGAGGCAACGGUUCCUAUACUAUUGAAGUGUGUAGAGACACAGCCAGCAACCUACUGAACGAUUACCCUACACCUUCGGCCAGUUGUAGCUUAUUAAGGGGUAAGAUACACAGCAGGCACAUAAGCCGU